Messenger RNA from Mytilus trossulus (common blue mussel), 3524 nucleotides. RefSeq names its product cubilin-like. Gene Ontology annotation, molecular function: protein binding. Bases 274 to 3042 code for a protein of 922 amino acids. Lineage: Eukaryota; Metazoa; Mollusca; Bivalvia; Mytilida; Mytilidae. Gene Ontology annotation, cellular component: plasma membrane. The record is from RefSeq and is a predicted model, not a curated record. The transcript is spliced from 17 exons.
ACUCUCCUUAUAAAUAUGAUACCAGACUAUUUUGUAAACCAAUUGAUUUAUUUCUAGUAUGCAAAUUCAUCAAAUCGUUUUUCAGCUUUUUCUUGCAAUUGAUCUUGAAGAAUUUGAUCAUCUCCGAUGAACAUGUGUGAUUGUAAAAUUUGUGUUAAUGUGAUAUGAUGUUCGGAUGUAGAAACUCUGUGUAUUUCAUUCUUAAACAUGGAUUAUUUUGAUUGACAACAUAAAACAAUGGUGUAACAUUUAAAUUAGAAUUUUAAGGAAAGGAUGUUACCAAGGGAGACAUGUUGGUUGCUAUGGAUGUUGUACUUGACAACGAUCUAUUUAACACAGACAGGAGGUCAAGAUUGUAGAUACAUAUUCAACAAUUCCUUACUAACGACUGUCAGCCCUGGGAUAUUUGGCACGCCUGGCUUUGGUUCACGUAAAUAUCCAGUAGGCAGAAGAUGUCACUACAUUUUUAUUGGAAAACCUGAUGAACGAGUAGAAAUGAAGUUUACCAAGUUUAAUGUCCAGGGAGUAGCACCACUAUGUCAAUUUGAUUAUCUAGAUAUUUAUGCUGAAGUUAGUGAUAUGACGCAACCCCACAUUGACACGCCCCUCCUAGGAAGAUUCUGUGGGGAAGGUACUGAUCGUCUGCCGAAUCUCAUCAUCUCAACAUCGAACAUCAUUAUUUUGGACUUUUACUCUGACUUUGACAAAGCUGAUGAUGGCUUUGAAGGACGAUAUAGGUUUAUAAAUGAUUCUAUAUAUAAUUUUGGACAAAAGAAGAACCUAUGUGAUUUUGUGAUAAACAGUACAGAACAACGAUUAGGUUACAUUGUAUCACCAACAUACCCUGGAAUGUACCCAGACAAUCUACAUUGUAGUUAUACUCUUGUAGGCAAGAUAGGACAGAGGAUCAGAAUCAAAUUUCUAGAUUUUUCACUUUUCCAAGGUGGAGAUUACUGUCCUAUUGAUUAUGUGUUGAUCCAUGAUGGAGGAAGUUCAAAGGGAGAAGUAAUAGGAAGAUUUUGUGGAAAUUAUAAAGACGUUGUGAUUUAUUCCUCUGAAAAUUACUUAUCUAUAAUAUUUAGAACUCAGAGUGGGAGAAUAGACUCACUCAAUGCUGAUAAUUUAGAAGGAGACGCUGACUUUUUAUAUAAUAGAAGAGGAUUCAAUAUUUCUUUUGAAUUUAGUGACAAGUUUGUAAAACCAGCCUUUUCAAGAGCUGGUGGUGACCACAUUCAGCAUAUAAAAGGAACAGCAUGUGAUGUGAGGAUCAGUAGUAAAAAACGUUCCUUCGGUACAUUGACGUCACCUGGAUACCCGUCAGAUGUACCUCCAAAUGUUACCUGUAAUUACUACCUAGACGGUAUGAGAAACAGGAAAGUUCUAGAAAAAGUAUCGAUAUCUUUUAAAGAUUUUGAAGUUCCUGGUCAAAUGCCAUACUGUUAUGAAGGUUAUUUAGAAGUCAACCUUAAAGGCACUCUAGGAGUUGGUGCUUUUGAUGAGAGAUUCUGUGGGUCCUUACUGCCUCCUAAUCUUACAAGUGAAGAUUCCCGAAUGAUUUUGACCCUUGACACACAUAAAUCUAGGAGCAGUCGAGGGUUUUCUUCCACAUAUCAGUUUAUUACAGAUUUUGGAAUAUCUGGUCAUAGUCCCGAGGAUGGGAAGUGUAUAUUUCUGUAUAUCAGUCGAAGCUAUAAAGAGGGAACAUUUAAUUCACCAUAUUAUCCUCAAGAAUAUCCAGACAAUACUAAAUGUGAAUACAUAUUCCGUCCUGCUGUAUCAGAAAGACUUCUUAUUUCAUUCCAUGCCUUUGAUUUGGGAAGAACCAGAGGGCCGUGUCAUAGUUCAGACAAUAUUUUGGUAGACCAGCAUGAUUUAAAAGGAAAUUAUACAAGAAUAAACACAUACUGUGGUACACAAUUUCCUGGACCAAUAGUUGGGGCAUUAGGACAAGAAGUGAGAGUAGUCUUCAAUAGCAGAAUUGGUAGUAGACAUGCAGGAUUUCAAGCAAAAUUUGAAUUUUUAAAUACCAGAUUGAGAAAAUGUGGUGAAAAUAUUACUUCCUUUGGUGGAGGAGGAUUGAUAAAGAGUCCAGGUUCACCAGAGAAAUAUAAAAGUUACUCAUUUUGUCAGUGGAUAAUUAAAGCCAGUCAUAGAAAAAACAAUAUAUUAGUUAUAUUUGAAGACUUCCAUGUAGAGGGAAAAGAGCAAGAAGGUGCUGGCUGUAAGAAUGCUGUAAUGAGAGUUUACCAAGAUCUUCACCAACCAGGGAAAGAAUUAUGUGGAAAACAGGAAAACCAGUUCUUUCUUUCUAUUGGGGAAUAUCUAAAAUUAGAAUUUGUUACGUCAAGUAGAGCAUUAGGUGCUAAAGGAUUCAAAAUAACCUGGACAGAAGUUCAUCAAACAAAUCCACUGACUGGAAGUCAGACAUCUUCUGGUAAAAAUGGUUGUCGAGGUUUUACAUGUAAAAUAACAAAGUACUGUAUAGAUGAAUCACUGAAGUGUAACGGACUCCCUAACUGUGGAGAUAGUGAUAGGUCAGAUGAAGAAGAGGGAUGUCCAACUAUAGACCCUGUAACAGGUCAACUAGGUCCUCAACCAGGAAAAUUUGAAGUACUUCACAUAGCUGUUGGUGCAUCUAUAUCUUCAUUUUUCUGUGUCAUACUUGUAGUUUGUGGAUUUUAUCAUAGAAAAAGAUUCAGAAAUAAUCCUAAACCACCUGACAACGAUCAAGUAGAAGUACGUUAUGUAGCAGCUUCAUCAUCUAAUAACACAGCUGAUAGACUCUUAGCCGUUGACCAUGCUGGCGAGAACGGCUCACAUAAAUCAUCUCAUAUCUCAGUGCAUAAUACCACACCAAAACUGCCAAACCGAACACCAAAUCAGGUGCCAAAACAUAUAAAAAAUCCUUCAAUUGAGAAAAUUAGUCAGUGUUCAUCACAAUCAUCAUUUUCGCCUUCAUUAACUUCAAAUCAGUCUCCAAAAAUAGCAUCAAUUCCACGGACUAGUCGGACACCACGAAUACAGAAAGUCUCUAUUGUAUAGUGCUAGGAAAUUUAUUUAAUAUGUCAUUUUGUAUAUUCAUUUCAUUAAGCUUUUGUGUUCUGUAAAUAUUGUAGGUAAUUAUGAUGGAUAUAUGUGUAUAUUUGUGUACCAAUCUAAUUAAAACUAGUUUUCCACAAUUACUCCUCGUUUUCAUUUGUUUUAUAUGUCACAUGUGGGAGCUCCCAUGCACCACAUACGAAAUUGAGGAGCAAGUGCAGAGAACUUCUUGUAAUUGGAUUGUUUGUGUACUAAAGUCGAAUGAGUGUAAAUAUUGUAGGUAUAAUGAAGGAUAUUUGUGUAUGUUUGUGUGCAGGAGAGGAUAUUAUCAGAUAUUUUAGUGUAAAUAACUUAGUUAAUUUUAUUUGAUGUAUAUGUAUGCUUGUAGCCUUUGUAGGCCUCCUAUAUUUUUCAAUACAACUGCUAUGCAGUGGUGGUCAAUAAAGGGUUGGAGCAUUUAAAAUCUUAAAAUUAUUCUACCAACU